Chiroxiphia lanceolata (lance-tailed manakin) is the source of this 5331-nucleotide messenger RNA. RefSeq names its product tubulin folding cofactor C (gene TBCC). The transcript has a single exon. The coding region runs from base 128 to 1150 and encodes 340 amino acids. Gene Ontology annotation, cellular component: cytoplasm. The record is from RefSeq and is a predicted model, not a curated record. Gene Ontology annotation, biological process: post-chaperonin tubulin folding pathway; tubulin complex assembly. NCBI's taxonomy places the organism in Eukaryota, Metazoa, Chordata, Aves, Passeriformes, Pipridae. Gene Ontology annotation, molecular function: tubulin binding.
CCCGGCCCUCCCGCCCUCUCCCGCCGCGAGCCCCGUGGCCCGCCAAUCGGCGGCGGCGACGCAGCCGGGGCUGCCGGUAGCCAAUCGGCGCGUGGCUUAGUGACCGCAGGGGAGGGGAGCGGGCAAGAUGGCGGCGCCGGGAGAGGCGGCGGGCGCGGCGGUUCCGUCGCAGCCCGAGGUGGCCGCGGGCUCCGCCGCCGUGGUGCUGCCGGAGCGGCUGCAGCGCCGGGAAGCGGAGCGGCAGCAGGGCGUGGAGCGGCAGCGGCAGAAGAAGGAGGCGCAGGUGGUGAAGGAGGAGCAGAGCGAGUUCUUCCUGGCUGCCUUCGCCCGUGAGCGGGAGGCCGUGGAGGGGCUGCUGGCGGCGGGGGCGCUGGAGGAGGCGGCCGGCCGCCUGCAGGCGCUGCAGAAGCUGCUGACGGGCAGCGUGCGGUUCCUUGCGCCCUACGAGGUGCGGCAGGGGCAGGAGGCCGUUGCGCGGCUGCAGGGGGACUUGGCGGCGCGGAGGCAGCAGCUGCAGCCCAAGAAGAAAUUCGCCUUCCGUGCCCUCAAGAAAGAAGCGGCCCCGGGCAGCGCCCCGCGCCUCGCCGAGCCCGCCCCGCCGACUCCCGCCGCGCCCGGGCCCGGCUUGGCUGAGGGGGAGCCGGGCGGGGAGCCGCUGUGCGGGUUCAGCGGUGCCGAGGACGCGGAGCUGGAGCUCGGCCCCGCGGAGCUGCGGCAGCGGGACGUGCUGCUGUCGGAGCUGCGCGGCUGCCGGGUGCGGCUCCGCGGCAACCCCAACACGCUGCGGGUGCGCGACUGCCGUGGCUGCACCGUGCUCUGCGGGCCCGUGUCUACCUCCGUGCUGGUGGACGGCUGCAGCGACUGCCUGCUGACGCUGGCCUGCCAGCAGCUCCGCACACACCGCACCCGCGGCUGCCGCUUCUACGUGCAGGUGACCAGCCGGGCCGUCAUCGAGGGCUGCUCUGAGGUCUCCUUCGCCCCCUACUACUGGAGCUACCCGGGUAUCGAGAGGGAUUUCGAGUCGUCCGGGCUGGACAGAGACAGUAACAACUGGAACCUGGUGGAUGACUUUGACUGGCUGGCGACUGACAAGCCUUCGCCCAACUGGAGCCUGAUCCCCGAGCAGGAAAGAAUCACUUGCUGGGACUGACUGCGGAGGCAGCUCUGUGCUGUGGAAGAGAUCCUGGUGUAAACGCAUGGAUUCACAAACUGCGGGACUCGAUCCCACUAUGCCAUUAAAUGAUUCCGUUUGGUAUUUAAGUUGUGAAUUUCAGUGUAUGACUGGAUUUUUUAAUUGAAGGAUACCGUCAAACAGAGUUUACUUGUCUACACAAGCUGCUGCUAUAAUCUUUAUAUAUCACAGUGAAAUUUGCCAACUUCUGCAGUACCUCAUUGCCGAGUUUUUCCUAAUUAAGGUGGAGCAAGGCCACUGAUGCACAAACAACAGUGAGCCUCUAUUGCAGCUGUAGUGCUGCUUUCACUCUACCAGGCAGAAUCUGCAUUGGCUGCAAGUAGUGCAAGCUGCCCUAGAAUGGAAAGAUCAGAUAACCAGAUUUUUCAUAUUUUUGUCGUUCUCAAGUUGCAGACAGCUCUACACUAUGGCUUAUGGGGAGUGCAAGAGAAUAAUUCCAUGAGGUAAUGGGAACAAAAGGUUAAUUUAAAGGAGGAGUUUGUAACUGACCAGUGUAAGCAGACUGAGAUGAAUCCUAGACUGUGAUAUAAUGGAUGAGCCAGUUUCUCUUGAGAUGUUUAAGUCUAGGUUGUCUUUAGGCUUUUAUUUUAAAUGAGGAUAAGCCAAAAGAAAAAGAGCAUUCUCAUAAACAUUUAAUGCUUUCCGAAUAUAUUAGAUGAUUGUUUGAAAUCAACAAAUCUGUAGAGGCUGUAUAAAUACUGAACCUUCACAACGGAAAAUGUUAUGUGAAAGGAUGCUUCUUAUGUAAACAGCUUGAAAUGAGUCUUUGAGUAUGCUUUCAGGGUCAUUUACAGCAAGUGUAGAUUAACAUCACGGAAUUUAGGUAAACUGCUCCUCUGCAGUCUGAAACUAAAGGGCAGAGAUGUUCAAGUAUGUCUCACUAGUUGUUCUAUCUGUCUACCAGACAAAAGGGCUUUGUGUGGCUGUGAUCCUAAUUUACAGCACUCUGCUACUUGCCCAGUACAGUGGUGACAGGUAAUCACUAAAGUAGAGGUGCUAUAUUCCAGUUCCAAAAUUUCAUGUUAUCUUGCACAAAGUGCACAGGUGACUUAAGUCCCAUUUCUUCACUCCUGCUAAUAAAAUAAAAAGGUGGCAGUAUUGUGGAAUACAUGUCUUUACAGUGCCCUGCUAGUGGUGGUGAAGUGGCCACUCUCCAUACAUAAAGUAUACACUGCAGUUCUAUGUUUCUAAAACCCCUCCUUAACUUGUGACAUUUUGCAAGACAUAAUUGUUUAUCUUGCCUUAGAAUCUGCAUAAAGCUUUAUUUUAAAGCUGCAAAAUAUUUUUGCUGCUCUGCCAUCAUAUAUGUGCCUCUAACAGACAGUAAAUGCUAGCUGAACCAUCAAAAACUGCAUUGCUGCCAUGAGAAGUAUCUGAAACUUCACUUGACAGGUUUUGAGCAGAAAAAACCUUUUAUCUAAGGUUGUUUUCAGGAUAUUUAAUUUAAAAGGGGAGGAGGAAAGGGAUUUUUUUUAUAUUCUUCACAACUUUGUUUGUUACUUCUGUUAAUAUAUACUUUUUGACUGAAUGAGUUUUGCAUUUCAAAUAUAUUUGUUUAGAAUUGUUUCACUUGUCCCUUUACUACAUUCUUUGCACGACAACAUCAUAAAGUGAUGUAAAGAAUAUACCCUUAGUCUUGCUUUAAUGUACAUAAUUAAUAUCCUUUGUUAAAGGGAUAUGAUCAGUUGAGGCUCUCAGGGAAACUUGGUUUUAAACACAUCCAUCCUAGUACAGAAUCUGAUUUAGUAUUCCAUCAUUUCUUCUCCACAGAUCCUGGUAGUUGACAGAUAAAUCCCUUUAGCAUCCUCUGGUCUUGGGUUGCAAAUUGGUCAGCCCGUGAGAACUACAGUAACACUCUUGUUUCUGCUCACCCAAAGCUCUAAUGUUCACCACUUGCUUACUGUGAGGGUGGACACUGGCAGAUCUGGAAGUGGAGAGAUCCUGCCAGGCUGAUACCAGAGAUGUACUGAGGCUUCUCAGUUGCAGUUCACACUGGCAUGUAAGUGCGGUUCUGAAUUAGCUGUUGGUCCAUAGCAUGUGGUAUUGCCUGAAUAAACCAGAGCAUGAGUCAAAACAAGGAGGUUAGGCUUCAAUUUUACCCUGAAGUAGCUUUCUUGGUGAGGUUUUUCAGCAGUCAAGUUAUUAACAUCACAGUUCAUAAUGUUUUCUUUCCUCCAAGUACUUAACUUUUGUCAAACCAAAAAUUAGUUAGGUAGUACUCUUCAGGAACAUGACUCCAGACUGCUCCAGACAAUUACUUUCCCUUAAAGAUUCAUCAUUACCUUUGUAAUACAAAACAGGUAACUGAUUCUUGGUCUCAAGCACAGCAGGAAACAAGGUAUUCAAUCUGAGAACAGCAAGAUUGGAAAAUCUUUGGUCAGACAAAUACCUAAAUGUGAUUUCUAGUUCUAAAUAUGUACCCCCUGCUGGAGUCCAGGCAUUUCCCUCUGUCUGCCCCUGCUUCUCUGAUACCAGGAACAAAACCAGAGUUAUUUGCCUUCUUUAUCCAACGCUCUUCAUUAAAUAGAUUCUGGUGGGACUCUCCAGCCAAAUUACUGUGUAAAGAGAGAGGUAUAAUAUACAUACAAAGCACAAUUCUUACAACACUUUUAUACAUUAUAUUUUGAGGGCUUGGAUUUUUUUUUUAAGUUUCUUCUUACUUAAGCAAUAGCUGUAUAUAGAGAAGGAUCAAAUCUUAGUUGCUUUACCUGGAAUUGCUUCAGGUUUUACUAAAGAGCCAGUUUUAUCACAUACAAGGACAGAUAGGAAUACCAAGGAAAGAAUCUCUGCAACUUGCAGAAUUUCAGCAUUUCCAUUCACAUCAUAAUCUGAUUUAUCUGACUGACUUGGGGACCCACCUGUUAUGCUGAGAUGUUUUCCAACAGUGAUGACAAUCAUGAGCCUUUUGUAAGAUUUCAAUUCCCAACAUAUUUCUUUCCUGUUUCUGCAAGUAGAAAACUGAUUUCUAACUCCUAAUCUUUCAGCAGUGAAAACUACAGCCCAUCACAAUCAUACAGUAAAUACUCAAAUUAACAUCUCAGAGGUCAGAAAAGCUGUGUUUUCUGAACAUGUUACACACCACUUGGAUAUUGAUGGCUGAAGUACUGGGAACUACCCAGACCAGAACCACCCUAAAAGCUCCACAGUGUGCCCCAGUGAAGUUUAGGAGCCACAGGGUCCAGUGAGCCAAAUCACUCUUCCCAGGGUGUACAACAGUCCCAGCAGUGAAUUGACCAACUUGCCUCUAUUUCCAGCCUCAGAACCUGCAGUUACCUCAUAUACCACAAAAAUAGAGAGCCUACCAAGUUGCCUGUAAGGAGGGGAAAAAAAAGUCAUAAAUCAGACUUUUUUUCUCCACCUGUUUGUCAUACAGUGUGGUACAUCAAUUUUAUCACAUUUUUCCUCAGGAGUUUCUUUGUACACACCACACAGUUACAAAUGAAAGCAAAACUAUAAGCUAGGUUGCAUGAGCACACCUCUCAACACAGUAGCUUCCCAUCAUAGGUAAAACCAGGUAUAGUUGUUCUUGCAGUGAAACCUCACCACUCCUAAGGAAAGAAAAGGAAAAAAAUCCUCAGAAAGGCACGUUUCGUAUCACAGAGCAGUGUGAAAGAAAGUUUGGACCAGGAAAUUAUUUAAUUGGCUAAGGGCAUAUCCAUAGUUUAAGCAUAUAUGUAUUUUAUAUCUCAUGUUCCUGAAGAUGGAAAGAUUAAGAUUGGCCCAGGAUUGGGCAGCAGACUGUUUAAUAAAUACCAGAUUAAACUGUCUGCAUUAAAAUCAACUUUUUCCUCUCUCUUCACUGAUAAAUUUGUGGUUUAUAUUUAGGUUACCAGCCAUAGCUUUUUUGGAAAGGUAUCAAUAUUGUAUUGUUAUAUAUAGACAUUACAAUUUUUAACAAUAUUUUGAAUUCGAACACAGUCAUUAUGAGAUCAAUAAUAAUUUAAAUAACUUAUUCUACCUUUUUUUUUCUCCAAAAUGGGAUAUGAAUUAUGCAUUUGAGUUUAAUAGGCAACCGCUGAGGAGACCAUUAACUCAAACACUCUUACAGCAAUUAGCUUUUAUCUGCUGUGGAUCUUUGAAGCAGAAAGCGGCAGUAAGUGCCAAAUUAAAGGUGAACCACUGCCAAGAUAAAUUUUUGU